UGCGUCAGCUAUGAUUUGAAAACAUUUUCAAUUGGCGCCAUAUCAAUCAAACAUACGACUUGAAAACAUUCUCGAUUAGCUAUUGUAUCGACCAAACAAAUCAUUCGAGAACAUGGCGUCGAAUACGACCGCGGAAAGCAAACGGACAGCGAAUCCAAAUCCUUGUGCGAUUUAUGGCAGAGUACCAUCGAUCGGGAUGGAUCGGACGAAGAUUACAUUUUGCACGGACGUGGACAAAUCCGUGAUCGUACACAAUUUCGAGAAACGUGGCUGGACGCAAGUAGGUCCGGAGGACGAUUGGAACUUCUAUUGGGCCGCUACACAGUCCUGUAGAAAUAUCUUCAGCAUUGAAACCGGAUAUAGGAUGGACGACAAUCAAAUUAUCAAUCACUUUCCAAACCAUUAUGAGCUCACACGGAAAGAUCUGCUGGUGAAAAAUAUAAAACGAUAUCGGAAGGACUUGGAGCGCGAAGGAAAUCCUCUAGCAGAGCGCGCGGAUGGCCCAGGGAAAUAUUUGUACCUCGACUUCAUACCGGUUACCUUCGUUUUACCCGCAGAUUACAACAUGUUCGUGGAGGAGUAUCGCAAGUCUCCGCAGAGCACGUGGAUAAUGAAGCCGUGUGGAAAAUCACAGGGCGCCGGGAUAUUCCUCAUCAAUAAGCUGAGCAAACUGAAAAAGUGGUCGCGCGAAGCAAAGACCCCCUUCAAUCCGAACUUGACAAAGGAUUCGUACGUUAUAUCCAGAUACAUCGACAAUCCUCUGUUAAUCGGUAGUAAGAAGUUCGAUUUACGGUUAUACGUUCUCAUCACAUCUUUCCGGCCGCUCAAAGCGUAUCUCUUCAAGCUAGGAUUUUGUCGUUUCUGUACCGUCAAGUACGACACCAGCGUACAAGAGCUCGAUAAUAUGUAUGUGCAUCUCACGAACGUGUCUGUGCAAAAGCAUGGCGACGAAUAUAACAGCAAACACGGCGGCAAACUAAGCGUGCAGAACCUGCGUUUAUACCUGGAGAGCACGCGUGGCAAAGCGGUCACCGAGAAACUGUUCGCGAACAUUUCAUGGUGCAUAGUACACUCGCUGAAAGCGGUAGCGCCGGUGAUGGCAAAUGAUCGGCACUGUUUCGAGUGUUACGGAUACGAUAUUAUUAUCGACAACAAGUUGAAACCAUGGCUGAUAGAAGUGAACGCUUCACCAUCUCUGACGUCUACUACAGUGAACGAUAGGAUCUUAAAAUAUAAACUAAUCGACAAUAUUGUGUCGGUCGUUCUACCUCCAGACGGUAUGCCUGAUGUGAAGUGGAACAAAUCACCUUCCCCGGAAGCUCUGGGAAAUUUCGAGUUGCUUCUAGACGAAGAAUUGGCGGCACAGGAUGAGAGAGAGGGUUCAUCGUGCAAAUAUCGCGGUUCUUUCAACAAGUGGAAGUAAAUCCUUGUCUCUGCAUUAUUGUCUGAUAUGAUUUUCCAUCGAAUUGCUGCAAAAUUUUGCGAACUUUUGUAUAUAUUAUAUUAU
Odontomachus brunneus is the source of this 1507-nucleotide messenger RNA. It is a transcript of the gene TTLL1B, whose product is annotated as probable tubulin polyglutamylase TTLL1. The transcript is spliced from 9 exons. Gene Ontology annotation, biological process: protein polyglutamylation; microtubule cytoskeleton organization. The record is from RefSeq and is a predicted model, not a curated record. The coding region runs from base 113 to 1423 and encodes 436 amino acids. NCBI's taxonomy places the organism in Eukaryota, Metazoa, Arthropoda, Insecta, Hymenoptera, Formicidae. Gene Ontology annotation, cellular component: cilium. Gene Ontology annotation, molecular function: metal ion binding; tubulin binding; ATP binding.